Molecule: messenger RNA, 5839 nt
Organism: Hyla sarda
Lineage: Eukaryota; Metazoa; Chordata; Amphibia; Anura; Hylidae
Product: protein MTSS 1-like
Biological process (GO): plasma membrane organization; cell projection assembly
Cellular component (GO): cytoplasmic side of plasma membrane; actin cytoskeleton
Molecular function (GO): phospholipid binding; actin binding
Source: RefSeq, a predicted model, not a curated record
GCCAGCGCUACAGUUCGUGCGCUUGGUAUUGUGCUCCCCCGCUGCUGAGCCCGUCAUAUUGGUUCCUAGGUGUAUACACAGGUUACCUCACACACACGGUACACGUUCUCAAGGACACCUCACAGGACGCGCCCCGAGCACCAGAGGUGAACGAGUCCGUACACCUGUGGGCGUGACCAAGCCCCUCCCCUCCUCACACAGCCCCGCCCUCCCUCUCCCUUCUCAAGUACAGUUGGCAACUUGAAGCCCACGUAGCUAGGUGAACCGCGCCCGCCCCUGUGUGACGUCACGAGACACGCCCCUUUCCUUAGGAAACCGUCCACAGAGGAGGGAACGUGUGUCUGGGCGUGGUUUAGGCUAGACUGGGAGGGUGUAGGGGCGUGGUCAUGUCCCGGUGUGGCCGCUAGGGGGCUCUGUAUUGUCGCGUAAACUGCGUAUUCCCGGAGCCAGGUCCGCCGUCCCCUCCCCGCUCCAGUGCAUUGCAGCGGCAUGAGAUCAGUGUGAGGAGAGGGUCUGCCGUCUGCCAGGAGCCCGCACACCGGAUACGUGACACCGAGACGGGGCUCUGCCCGGAGCGGACACCAUGGACGCGGGCAUGGAGAAGGAGUGCAGCGCGCUGGGAGGACUCUUCCAAACCAUCAUGAACGAUAUGAAGGCCAGUUAUCCAACAUGGGAGGAUUUCAUCAGCAAAGCGAUAAAGUUACAGUCCCAGCUCAGGACUACGACCAUCGUGACUGGAUCAUUUUUGGACGCUUUUCAGAAAAUUGCCGAUAUGGCCAUAAACACCCGAGGAGCUACAAAAGAAAUCGGCUCUGCACUGACCAGGAUGUGUAUGAGGCACCGGAACAUCGAGUCUCGGCUGAAGCACCUCACCGUAGCCCUGAGUGACAGCUUAAUAAACCCCCCUGGAGGGAAGAUUGAGGAGUGGAAGAAGAUCGCCAACCAGCUGGACAAGGACCACGCCAAAGGUAAAGAUGCUGCCCGUCUGGAGCUGGACAGUGUCCUCCAGGACGUCAAUGACAAGUACCUGCUCCUGGAGGAAACGGAGAAGAGGGCCGUGUACCGGGCGUUAGUGGAAGAACGAGGGCGCUUCUGUAUGUUCGUGUCCUUUCUGAAGCCGGUCCUGGAUGAGGAGAUCGGCAUGCUGGGAGAAAUAACUCACUUACAGACCAUCCUAGAAGACUUGACCAGUUUGACUGCGGAACCAAAUAAACUUCCCCCCAUGAGUGAGCAGGUGAUACUCGACCUGAAGACCUCGGAUUACAACUUCAUUUAUCAGACCCCACCCGCGUCUCCUAGUGGAACCUUAUCACGGAAGGCCAGCACCAACAGUAACUACAUGCACGGAUCAAUAAGACACGUCCCGUCUAUGGAUUCUAUCUCAAGCUCUAUGGAAACCCUACACAUGCGUCCAUCUUCCACCAUAAUGCUGGAGACUAUGUUCCAGGACCCCAAAAUGAUGAACAGCAGUCAGCAGGUCUCCCCCACCAGCGGACCCAGCGGGGAGAACGGCACUAUGAGGUCAAACCUGACCAACGAUGGAUUCAAGGCUCCACCGCCACAAGUCAUGGCUAAGCCAAAACUCGCGCGCGAUCACUUAGCUUUAGCUUUGAGUCAAGGUCUGAACUCAGAAAUACAACUCAGCCGCGACUCUCUGCACUGCUCCAGCGGGUACAGCACACAGACAACUACCCCAUCGUGCUCUGACGACACCAUUCCCUCUCACGCCUUAAAGAAGGACCCCUCUCUUUUUGUUGCAGAUUAUGAUUAUAUCUCGCUGCACGGAGAACAAGAAGAGACUGACCAACUGGAUUUUGACAAGUCGUCUACGAUUCCAAGAAACAGCGACAUAAGCCAGAAUUACCGGAGAAUGUUCCAAGCCAAGAGGCCGGCUUCCACCGUCAGUCUGUUGGCCGAGCCAGACCCGCUCGUCCGGUCACCUUACAUUGCCACCAUAAAGAGGAAACCCUCCAACAAGCCGACUCUAAGGAGGGGCACGAUCGGCGGCGUUCCAAUACCCAUCCGAACACCAAUGGUGCCGGUUAAAACCCCGACUUUACCUGAUGCUCCCGUCAACCCCUUUGGCGAGAGAACGAACAGCGGAGAUCUUGUUUAUCCUCAGGAUUACAGAUCAGAUCUGGUCCAGGUAAAGCCGGGGCUGUAUUCCUCUGCACAAAGCCUGAAUGCCAUGCAAACAACAUAUUGUGCCUUCAUACCAAAGCAAUCCUUCUCCUACUCGCAAGGGGUCUACCCGCAGCCCCUCAGCCCGCAGAAAGUGUAUGCGAGCAGCCCGGGACCAAUAGAACGCACGCCAACACCCGAUACGGCAUCUCCCAGCACGAGUGAAGCCGAACCCACCUGCAAUAGUGCGGCGGGCGCUCACCAGGACGAUAUGCUGUCAAUGAUACGGCGCGGAGUGAAGCUUAGGAAAACCAUGAGCAACGACCGAUCCGCCCCGCAGAUCAACUGAGGCCACACGCUGCCCGUUCUCCGCUUCAGAUAUAGAGACUUUAUUUUUAUUACUAUUCUAAAGACUGGUUAGGAUGUAAACGUUUGCGUUCCGAUCUGUUCAUUGUUCCGGGCUCAGAGUCUGUUCGCUCCCGGUCUGUUCUUACAUUAAUCUUCCAGGACCGUUUUAUUUUUUUUCUUUUAGCGUGCUUUUAUUUGACUGUAUUUUAGAUGAUUGAGUUCGCUUUAGAUCACUUUCUAGUUUUUAUAGGCCGGAGCUGUGGUGGCAAAAGUGCCUUGACCCCAGGAAAAGCAGAGUGGACGCGGUUGUCUCUCUGCUCGACCCCAAAUAUUUCCUUUCCAGACAUCGUUCGUUGUCUCAACAAGAAGUUGUGUUCUCAUACGUGUUUUUUGCUUUUAUUAGCCUUCGUACCGCCCUGAAUGAGCAGAUUUGUUGUUAUGCAGAACGGUGCAUAGUAACCUCUAGGACACUGUCCCUCAACCUGUCGCGAAUCUCCCAUCAUGUGACUGUCAGGGUAUGAUGGGAGUCGGAGCACCACCAGUUGGGAAAUCCUGCAUUGUCAUAAUUUUUUCUGGAAAUAUGGGGGUAGUACAGCGCAUAGGCAAUUAUUUCCUUUGUACAGAUAUACAACGCGUUAAUGCGGAAGUAUUUAUUUAAGAGUUACUUUAUUCUUAUUUAAUAUAAUGCAGACUACUUUUAGUGAUCUUAAGGCUGUAGCCCGGCGGUGUUGGGUGGCAGCGCGCGGUGUGUGCCGCAGGGAUUACCCAGAGAUCUCAUUGAGUUGCAGUCACCUUGAAUCUAGUUAUGUUUGUAGAUGUGUAAUAUUAUAAUGGGGGGCGCUGUUGCACUCCAUCUUACAAAUCCAAAUGCUUUAGGGCUAUGAGGGUAAAGACGCCAAAUAAAACCGCCCUUCCCGUUCACCCGCGUCCUCAUGCAGUGUUCAGAAUAGGAUAGCCAGGCUGCAGGACAUAGGACGUGCUAUGGCCACUCGGUUUAUGGUUUUUCGUAUAGCCCUGUAGCGGUAGGUGCGUGAGCGGUAAUCUACCUGGCUGAAGACUGUUGGUAUAAGAAGUGCCGAGAGAGAAUUCACUGCCCAAUGGGUCACGAGUUAUGUUACUAGAUAGAGUUGGCAUAGCAAUGGUUAAGUGCAAAAAAAGUUAUUCUGAAUGCAGAUUCCAGGGUCCUGUCACUCAGCAUUUUGCCUUGUUUAUCAGAUAUUUAAGUUUUUGAGCAGAUUCUGACAUUUCCUUUUGAAGAUUUCACAGGUGUACAGUGGCGCCACCUAUAGGUUUCCUUUGGGGAAAAAACGUAUUUUACUUAAUGCUUCUGUAUGGUAUAGUGCUAUUCUAUAUAGCAAAAAAUAAAACAAAUAUUAGGAAAGGUAUAGAGAUUGAUACCGGCCCCUGGAUGUGGGUCUAUGAUACGGUUUUCCAGCACAUCGGGCUGAGCGCCCUAUCAGUAUUAUUUUAGCUAUAACACAUAUAGGAGAAACGGCCGGGAGCACAAUGAUAUAGGGAACAAACAUCAUCUAUAGGGACUCGAUACUUGAUAUAUUCCAUAUAACAGGGACCUAUCCCAUAUAUUGGGUUUAUUAGACCCUUAAAGUCUAUUGCUACAAUGUGAAGCCUCUUUAAGCUGCCAUUCCGAAAAUCACUCUAGAGGCAAUGAAAAAUAAAAAUCCUUCCUAAAGCACCGGCCUACUUGCCUAUAUACUGUAUGUAGAGCCUUAAAGGGGCAUUCCGGCCAAAGACAUCUUAUCCCUUAUCCAAAGGAUCGGGGAUAAAGAUGUCUGAUCGCGGGGGGCCCGCCGCUGGGAUCUCCGUACAGCACCUGCAUUCUAUGCUCCAGUCUCGGAAACCUCUGUGUUUUCGGGACUGAAUACGUCGCGCAACGCCCCCUUGUGAUGGUACACCACGCCCUCUCCAUUCAUGUCUAUGGGAGGGGGCGUGACGACUGUCACGCCCCCUCCCAUAGUCAUGAAUGGAGGGGGUGUGACGUGACAUCACAAGGGGGCGGGGGUCGUGAUGUAACUUCUUCAGUCCCGAAAAGACAGCAGUCCCGGAGCAGCAGGCUAGCAUAGAGUGCGGUUGCUGCUGGGACCCCCCGCGAUCAGACAUUUUAUACCCCAUCCUUCAGAUAGGGGAUAGGAUUUCUAUCGCCGGAAUACCCCUUUAAAGUCAAACCCGACUCGUAUAACCUCGUAUAAACAAAAUUCUGACCCAUUUCCACUCAUGUUGGCACUGUGUCCCGGGACUACGUUGCCUCCCGGCCGACGCGUUUCGUUCCGAUCUCAUCCGUCGAUCCCGCGGAGUCUGGGCCGCCCAAUAGAAACCUUAAUCCGAUCGUUCUCGCCGUUCCCUCUCCAUCAUUCUGCUUUUGUUUUCUAAAGCUUUAUCCGUACCCUGCACAAAUACAAUCCCAACCGUGGAAAAAAAAAUUACAAAUAAGAAAACGGACGUUCGCUUUUGUUGAUUUAUAUAUUUGUACUUUGUUAAAUCCUUCUUGAAUGUUGUCGCUUUAAAAAAAAAAAAAAAAAUUAUAUAUAUAUAUUUUGUGUUUUAAAAUUUGUGGUCUUUUAUGUUAAUUGUAAAUAAUUUGGCGACUUUCCCCAGUUGGGAAGGUGCCUCUCAUACUACUUGUUUUAUUUUUUGGGUUCCGAGGCAUUUUUUUAAAUUUUUGAUUUUACUUGGUUUAUAUGUCGGGUUUUCAUUUUUUUGCAUUAAGCUUUGAUAAGAUUGUACUGAACAACAAGAAAAAAAUCUACAUGUCUACUGUAAGUUAAAGUGGAUCUCCCAUGCGCACACAGCGGAGGCGGACGUUUUUUCGGGUGGCACUAGUAUAAAUGGGAACCCAGUAGGCAAUAUCCCGCCAUAGUGAUUGAUAAGGCUCAACACAUACGUAGCGUUAUCCUCGUGGGCGUUACAGUUACAGCCGCCAUGUUGGAAUGUAAUGCGAAAUUCUGUUUGCCGCCCCCAAAUUUAGUGGUGCAGUAGGUGUCGCCCUCCAUAGUGUCCAUCAUGUCCUCGGGGGGCGGCUGCUCUGUAAUAUAUAGGACCAGCUAUAGAGAGGCGGGGCCUCAGAGAUGAUGCGUGCUUGGCAAUAAAAUGGCGCCUCCGCUGUGUAUAAACGAGGAGUCCUCCUUUAACCUGUAAUUUUUUGAGGGAGGGGGUAGAGGUUAUAAAACUUUUAAUGGGAUACUCCAUUCUAGACAUAUUAUCCAAAGAAGGAUAGGGGAUAUGAUGUCUGAUUGCGGGGGUCCCGCCGCUAGGGACCCCCGUGAUAUCCCUGCUGCACCCAGCGUUCGUUUAGAGUGUUAAGCGUUUAGAGCGUUUAGGUGCAGCGUUGGAGGCUCGUGACGUCACAGCCACG